AUGCAGAAGCUCCGCCGAGUUACGUGUGACUUGAUGAGUUACGGUGGAAAAGUUGGUCAUGCUGCUUGUGCUGCCAAUUGUUUGAGUAUGGGCAAAGCUGGUGGAAGGUGUAAUGACGGCACUUGCCAAUGUCGCAAGACGUCAUUCAAAGAUCUAUGGAAUAAGAGAUUUGGUUGA
Copidosoma floridanum is the source of this 177-nucleotide messenger RNA. Its product is annotated as defensin. The record is from RefSeq and is a predicted model, not a curated record. NCBI's taxonomy places the organism in Eukaryota, Metazoa, Arthropoda, Insecta, Hymenoptera, Encyrtidae. Gene Ontology annotation, biological process: defense response to bacterium; humoral immune response.